Messenger RNA from Cynara cardunculus var. scolymus (artichoke), 1008 nucleotides. RefSeq names its product probable WRKY transcription factor 71. The transcript has 3 exons. The record is from RefSeq and is a predicted model, not a curated record. Bases 1 to 1008 code for a protein of 335 amino acids. Gene Ontology annotation, molecular function: sequence-specific DNA binding; DNA-binding transcription factor activity. NCBI's taxonomy places the organism in Eukaryota, Viridiplantae, Streptophyta, Magnoliopsida, Asterales, Asteraceae. Gene Ontology annotation, biological process: regulation of DNA-templated transcription.
AUGUCUGAAGACCAGAGGGAUCUCUACUAUCAUGAUCCAUUCAAUGAUGAUCAAAGAAACAGUGAGACUCUCUAUUCAUUCUUUGGACCAGAUUCCACCAUUAGAGGCGAUUCUUCACCACCAAUUCCACAAAGAUUUCAUGACUACAUGGGUUUAACUCACUUCUUCAAUGGAUCUACCGAUUAUAACACACCUGCAACCGCCUUUGGUUACUCGUCUUCUUCAUCACAAGUAGGGUUUGUUCUUCAACAUGACCAGAAGCCCAUGAUUGAUCCAGGAAACUUGGUUGGUGGCGCGGAGACGAUUCCGGUUACACCCAACUCUUCUUCCGUUCUUUCAUCAUCUACUGAGGCUGCUGAUGAUGAACACGAGCUCAGCCAAGGUAAGAAAGAUAACCAACUGAAAGGUGUAUCUGAAGAUGGUGGCGACAGUACUAACAAAGUGAAUAAGCAAAAGAAGAAAGAAGAAAAGAAGCAAAGAGAGCCACGGUUUGCUUUUAUGACAAAGAGCGAUAUUGAUCAUCUAGAAGAUGGAUAUCGAUGGAGAAAAUAUGGACAGAAAGCUGUCAAGAAUAGCCCUUAUCCCAGAAGCUACUAUCGAUGCACAACUCAGAAGUGCACAGUGAAGAAGCGUGUGGAGAGAUCGUAUCAAGAUCCAUCGACUGUGAUCACUACGUACGAAGGGCAGCACAACCACCACUUGCCCGCAACACUGAGAGGAAAUGUUGGUGGUGGAAUGCUGUAUCCGCCGUCUAUGAUGGCAGCACAAGGGGCGAUGAUGGCGGGUGCUGGUGGCUCAAGCUUCCCUCAUGAGUUUCUUGCUCAUAUGCCUCAUGGUUUCUAUAACUCCGGUGGUGGUGGUGGCGGUGGCGGUGGUGGUGGUAGCAGCACAGGAGGUGGAUCGAUCUACCAGCAAAGUGCCCUAACACCCUUUCAGCAGCUUCAGAUUCCUGAUUAUGGGCUUUUACAAGAUAUGGUCCCAUCGAUGACUUUUAAACAAGAACCCUAA